UUUAAUGAAAGAUUAUUACCCUUAAUUAUGGAUUAAGGGGAUAGUCAAUAGCUGUACAGUGGAACCAGUAAAAAACCACCAAUCUCUAGAAAAACCAAAAUCAAUACCUUCCCCCAUCUCCUCUGGUGUAAUACUACUACUACUUCCACUCCUCUUCCUCUCCUUUCAUUUCCUUUCUCUUCUUUAUCUUACGGAGGGAGGAGUACCUUUAAACGCCGUAACGGACACUUCCUUAAAACGCCGUUACCUACCCGACGCUUUUGACUCGUGUCACGUGCCUUUCUUAAUAUUAUAUCCCUUUCAUUUAAUUAUGGUUUUAGAGCAGCAAUUAAACUUAGGACAGAAUACCAUUGACGGCCACCCCACUAACGGCGUUGACAUUCGCCCGCUAUCCAUCGAUGGCGGCGAUGACGGAAGCAAAGCCCCUAGGCUGCCUCGCUGGACUAGGCAAGAGAUUCUUGUCCUCAUUCAAGGGAAGAAAGUUGCCGAGAAUCGGGUCAGGAGGGGCCGGACGGUCGGAAUGGCUUUUGGCUCCGUUCAGGUGGAACCCAAGUGGGCAUCGGUCUCAUCAUACUGUAAAAGGCAUGGUGUGAACAGGGGACCAGUUCAGUGUCGCAAGAGGUGGAGCAAUUUAGCUGGCGAUUAUAAGAAGAUAAAGGAAUGGGAAUCUCACAUACGAGACGAAACAGAAUCUUUUUGGGCGAUGAGAAACGACUUGAGGAGGGAAAAGAAAUUGCCGGGAUUCUUCGAUAGGGAGGUUUAUGAUAUUCUGGAUGGAGUUGGGGAUGUUUCUGCCGUGGUCCCAGGACUCGCCCUCGCUCUGGCUCCAUCGAGAGAGCCGGCGGAGGAUGUGGAGGCGGUUUUCGAUAGUGGGAGGAGUGCGGCGGCUGAAGAUGGGCUAUUUUCUGACUUUGAGCAGGAGGAGGCCGGUGGGAGCCCAGAAAAGGAGCCAACUGCUGCUGUUUCUGCUGCUAAGGAGGUUCCACCAAUAAAGGCGGCAGCGGCAGCGGCAGGAAUUGCUGCUCCUAUACCCCUUUCAGAGAAGCAGUACCACCCAGCUCUUGAAGCAGAUGAAGCUCAAGGUACAACAAAUGAGAAACAGCCAACUUCCAAUCCUGAAGGGGGUUCGGCAUCACAUGAGAGUCGGAAACGGAAGCGGUUCACAACUGAUGGGGAUGAAGAAGCAAUCAAUGUCCAGAAUCAGUUGAUUGAUAUCUUGGAAAAGAAUGGUAAGCUUCUGACUGCUCAACUCGAAGUGCAGAACACCAAUUUCCAGUUGGAGCGGGAGCAGCGGAAGGAACAUGCAGAUGGCUUGGUUGCUGUUCUUAAUAAGCUUGCCGAUGCUCUUGGGAAAAUCGCUGAUAAAUUGUAGCAAAAGGCAAUCUGAAGACUGUACAUAAUGAAGCUCCUCUCUUAGUUCUAUACAAAAUAGUUGAGGUUGAAGUAUUGGUGACUUAAUUUUGAAGAAUUCCUCUAGGACCACAUUCAAGAUGGAAUUUUACAUGCUCUUUUGUUUUCUCCCA
Molecule: messenger RNA, 1523 nt
Organism: Manihot esculenta (cassava)
Lineage: Eukaryota; Viridiplantae; Streptophyta; Magnoliopsida; Malpighiales; Euphorbiaceae
Product: trihelix transcription factor ASR3
Exons: 3
Coding region: 311-1372 (353 amino acids)
Source: RefSeq, a predicted model, not a curated record